Molecule: messenger RNA, 8514 nt
Organism: Stereum hirsutum FP-91666 SS1
Lineage: Eukaryota; Fungi; Basidiomycota; Agaricomycetes; Russulales; Stereaceae
Gene: pks3
Product: polyketide synthase
Exons: 34
Coding region: 86-8305 (2739 amino acids)
Biological process (GO): fatty acid biosynthetic process
Molecular function (GO): 3-oxoacyl-[acyl-carrier-protein] synthase activity; fatty acid synthase activity; oxidoreductase activity
Source: RefSeq, a predicted model, not a curated record
GUCUGUCUCUUGUGCUCAACCACUCAGACCGCUCCUCUUCGCUCCGGUUCCACUUCCUCCUAGACUCUCAUAUCCACCGCGAAAUAUGACAUCCAAGUCAGCCCCCAGCUACUCCAACCCAGACCCUCACGCUAUCGCCGUCGUCGGUCUUUCCAUCUCUGCCCCCGGAGGUGAAGCUCGUGGCUUGGACACGGAGGCCUUCUACGAGUUUCUGAAGAGUCGUGGCUCUGGUAUCAUCACCGUCCCUGCUGACCGCUGGAACGCCGAGGCGUACCAUGGUACCGCUCCAGGAAAAAUUUGCACCACUAAAGGCGGGUUCAUUCCGGAGUUCUCUUACGGCGAUCUUCAGGAGUUCGGCAUCACUCCUGCGGAAGGUGCUCAAGUCGCAAUCACUCAGCUCGUCUCGCUUCACCAAGCGUUCAAUGCCCUCCAACGGAGCGGCAUCGAUUAUCGUGCCUCACGUACUGGCGUCUAUGUCGGGUGUGCCGGUGGAGGCGCACCUUUCGAGAUGGACAUUACGCAAGCUGGAGCGUACUAUAUGACCGGUACUUCCCUCGCCAUCACUGCCAACCGCAUCAACUACGUCUUCGACCUUCUUGGUCCUUCCCUGCCCGUCGAUACUGCCUGCUCUUCCAGCUUGACCGCCAUGCAUCUUGCCGUUCAAGCCAUCCGGAACGGCGAGUGUGACCAGGCGGUCGUCGCGGGCAUCAAUUACAUCAUGACGCCAUUAGAGACUUCCUCCUUUAGUCAACUGGGCGUCCUGAGUCCCGACGGUAUCUCCAAGUCGUUCGAUGAUGGCGCGAAUGGGUACGCUCGUGGUGAUGUUGCUGGUGCUGUGGUCAUCAAGCGUCACGAUAUCGCCGUGCGCGAUAUGGACUACAUCCACUCCACCAUCGUCGGCUCUUCCCUUACCUCUUGCGGUUCUCUCAUGGGCUCCCUCACUACCCCGAGCCCCGAAGCUCAGUCUCAGGCUAUCAAGAACGCUUACCGCGACGCCGGCCUCAAGCCGAACCAGGCAGAUUUCGUGGAGUUGCAUGGGACGGGCACGGUUGUGGGCGAUCAAUUCGAAGCCAAUGCUGCGGGAGCGUUGUUUGCGGAGGGGAGGGAGGGUAGGGAGAUUUUGAUUGGCUCGGUGAAGAGUAAUGUGGGACAUGGAGAGAUGGGUGCAUACAUGAGCUCCUUGGUCAAGGUCGUCAUGAUGUUGGACCGUAAGCAAAUUCUUCCGAACGGCUACUUCAAGACGCCUUCGAAGAAGAUCAACUUUGAGGGGUAUAACCUGCGCGUUCCGGUCGAGGUCGAGGACUUCGUUCCUUACGACAAGGAACAAGGCCUCAUCGCAUCGAUCUCCAGUUUCGGUUUCGGAGGUUCUUGUGGACAUACUGUCCUUCGAGGCCACGAAGCUCGCCCUGCUCUUUCAGACACCGAGAUGCUCAAGGACGGGCCUUUCUUGUUUGCCCUUGGUGCCCUCUCGCCUAAGGCAUGCAACACCCUCGUACAGAGUUACAAGGACGGAUACUCCUCCAUGGACCCCCUCGCUCUCAGCGCUCACCUCGGGGGUCGCGCUCGUCAGAUGCCCUGGAGGACCUACGCCGUCGCCGAUUCUUUCGCCACCGCCACAUUCCCCGACCCCACUAUGGUCGGUAAACGCCCUAACCCUCUCAUUUACUGCUUCUCCGGUCAAGGGCCUCAGCACUGGCAACAGGGCAGAGACCUGAUGUCGACGUUCUCUGCCUUCCGCGAGUCUAUCUACGCUUGCGACAAGGUUCACGAGGAGUAUACGGGCAAGUCGUUCUUGGCGGAGACGGGAUUGUUCGUGAAGGAUGCACCGAAGGACUCGCCCCUCAAGAACCUGAAGCUCACUUGGCCCGCAGACGUCAUCUCUGUCGCUAUCACUUUCUUCCAAGUCGCACUCUUCGACCUUCUUACAUCCCUCGGUCUUCGUCCGGAUGCGGUCGUUGGUCACUCCAUUGGAGAGACUGCAGUUCUAUAUGCCUCUGGUGCUAUGCCUCGUGACAUGGUCGUUAAGAUCGCCAUCGCUCGUGGUCGGGCUCUCGCCAAGGUCGACAAUAUUGGUGGCGCCAUGGUCGCCGUCUCAGGCUGUGAUGCCGCCGCCGUGAAGGACUACGUCGAUGCCGCUUCUUCUCUCGCCGACCUCGACGAGGAGGAAUCGAAGAAGCUCUACCUCGCUGCCUUCAACAGUCCUACCGACAUCGGUGUCUCUGGUUCCGAGAAGCUCGUCGACAUCCUCACCAGUCACAUCGAAACCUGGGUUGACGGAGUCAUGGCUAGGAAGCUUCGUGUCAGCACAGCCGUCCACUCACCCUACGUCGAUCCUUGCGAGGAGGUAUACCGUGCAGAGUUGGUGGAGAUCUUCAAGCAGUACGAGGGCGGCUCAUUCGUUCCGACUACAUUGACGAUGUCGACUGUUACUGGGGAGUUUGUUUCCCAAGAAUACUCGAUCGACUACCUGUGGAACAAUCUUCGCAAGCCCGUCUUGUUCUCCACUGCCAUUCCGAAGAUUGUUGAGAAGUUCGGCGAGGAGGCGACCUUCGUGGAGAUUGCUCCUCAUCCCGUUUUGUCUCAGUACAUCAAACAAAUGGGUGCGUUCGACUCGUUGGCAGGUAGUCAACGCCCUCCUUCUGCUCGUCACCUCAAGCCGGGCGCUAAGCCGCCCACCGAGGUGCAUACACUUCUCCAAGCGCUCGGUCGUCUGCUAGUUUGCGGAGUCAACUCAAUCAACUUCAACAUCCUAUCCGGAAGCCCAGCCACGACUUUCGAGGGGCCUCAGUACCCUUUCCAGAUGAAGUUCUGGCCAUUCGCUGCCAGAGAGGCGUCUUAUCUCAAGCGUCUUCUCCCUGCGGAACGACCCCUCAACUCGUCUCGUCUUCGCAUCAGCCCGAACCUUCCCGAGCCGUGGAUCGGGCACCACAUCAUCGACCACGCCAAUAUCAUCCCCGCCGCUGCCUAUAUCGAGAUGGCUCUCGAGUUCCCCGGCGUCACGCAAGUCUGGGAUUGUCGCUUUGAGGCCGCAUACACCCUCGACGAAUCUUCCCCGCCAGGUACUCUCGAAGUCGCCAGGGACGACAACUCGUGGUGGGUCAAGUCGUCCUCGUCACUCCUCACCAUGCAAGGAGACCUCGAGUGGACGAGGGUUGCCCCCGAGUUCGACACCCUUCACGCUUAUGGCAAGCUCGGGUAUGGGAAGCCGGAGAUUUCGACCGGUGCACUUGAGAAGGUCGACGUGGAGGCGGUGCUGGCGAGGUGUUUCCAAUCGCACGAGAAGGAAGAAUUGUACGCUGACUUGGAGGGCAUUGCGCAAUUUGGGCCUGAGUUCAUGCGUGUCGAGAAGGCGACUUUGAACGAAACGGAAGCAAUCUGCUGGAUGCGUGGUCACGUCGAUGGUCUCAACGAAACAGACUACCAUUUCCAUCCUGCUCUGAUGGACGCUACCUUCCAGUCUGCUAUUGCUUACAACCUGCUUUGCGACAAAAUCAAUGUCGCUGGCAAGGACCGUGCAUUCUUGCUCCCUCACUCGCUGCGUCGCGCAUACCGUAACGAUGGUAGCACGGCGCCCCUCGUUCUCCCAGAACUCUUCAAGACAUACUCUAUCCUCCAGAGCUGGUCGAACUCCCAUUGGACCCUCGAUAUCUACAUCUUGGCCGAAGACGGCACGGUCCUGUUCACGUUUGAGGGUCUUCACUUCACCUUGGUCGUCCAGGAUAACCAAUGGCCAACUGAGCGCUACAACAUGUACUGGCAGCCUCGUGCCUUGCCGUCUACCGAGUUGGAGGGCGCGGUAGUCGUAGACGGGCCUGCGGCAGGUUCAGAGACGGAGGACGUCCUGCAUAAGCUUGACCUUCUUGCCUUGAAGUACACCAGCGAAACGUUGAAAUCACUCCCUGCAGACUUUACCUCGGAGCUCCCUGAUCGUAAACGCUAUCUCGCAUGGGCUCAAGAGCAGACGAAGAAAUUCGGCGCAUCUGCUAUUUCCGACGUGGAUAUUUCUCCUGCUAUGAGGGAGAAAUACAGCAGCCUAUUCGAGUUGACUGAGCGUGUUGGUGGCGGACAGAAAGAUAUUAUGGUCUCCUCUACCGCGGCUGUUGAGCUCCUGUUCCGCGACGACAUCAUGAGCAAGAUCUACGAGCAUCCUCCCUUCGUUGGCCCCGUUUUCGACAAGACCGUCAGCUCGUUCAUCGACCUCGUCAAGAGCGCUGUAUCCGCUGGCAAGCGCGUUGUUCGUGUUCUCGAAGUUGGAGCCGGUACUGGCCGCUUCACCGCGCUUCUCGGUCAGGCUAUGCUCGACGCUGGGCUCGAUAAGGUCUGCUACGUCGACUACGUCAGCACCGACAUCUCCAUCUCUCUGGCUCAGGAAUCGACCGCCAAGUCCCCCUGGCUCACGAUGACUCCGAUGGCGUUCGAUCUUACCAUCCCCAUCGAGCAGCAGAACCUCGACCCUGCCAGCUUCGACAUCGUUGUCGCAUUCGACGUUCUCCACGCUACCUCGAGUAUCUCCAGCACCCUCAGCACUCUUCAUGAUCUCUUACUUCCUGGGGGCCAUCUCGCGAUUAUCGAGUUGGAUGGAAGCUCCUUCUCGAAUGGUGUGGUCGGUACCAUCUGGAUGGACUACAUCUUCGGUUCAUUUGCCGAAUGGAUGGGCGUCCUCGAAGCCCGUCCAGGAUCGACUCACUGCUCUCUUUCUCCUGCUGAAUGGAAGACUGCGCUGAGCGCAGCUGGAUACACCGACACCCUCCUCAUCACAUCGUCCGGAUCGGCCAUAUCACAUAUGGCCUACAUCUCCCAAGGAGCACUCGCUCCUGAACCCCAGCAAUCUUCGCCGUCUUCGCGCACUCCUGCUCUCACGUCCUCCGUCGGUUCUGCCUCCCCAUCCUCUGAGCUCGUCACUCCAUUCAACGAGGAAUCGGCUGUCCCCGUCGUCGCGAUCGAUGGUCCCGUGGAGUUCAUGGACGCCUUGGCCCAAAAGAGGACCAUGGACGGGAAACUUUUCUCGCUGCCUGCGAAGACAGAGGCCGACGACGCUUCGUCAUUCAUCAAUGGAGCGCUAGCCGAAGACUUCACCGUCGUUCGCCGUUUCGAUGCCGGUGGCGAAGUCGAACUUGUUCACUUCCUUUCUGGCCUCGACUCGACAAAGCCCUACGUGUUCUGGUUCUAUACCGAGACCGAAGACGUCAACACGACCCUCAUCGGUAUCGUCCGCUCCAUCCGCCACGAGUUCAGUCUCUGGAAGUUGAACAUGGUCCUUUUCCAUCCGUCCUGGAGCCACUCGCAACAGGAGGCCUUCGUGUAUGGAAGGCUGAUGUCGUUGAAGUGGGUUGAUGCGGAGGUCAUGGUCGACGAGAAGGGCGAAAUGCGCGUUCCUCGUGUGGUCACCUCGCUCGAACCUCCGACAGUCGAGCUACGUGGCGACCAACCCGUGGAGUUCGAUAGCACCAGGGUCUGGCGUGCUUUCCCGGCGGAUAUUGGCGAGGAUGAUGUGGAAGUUACUGUCUCGUUCUUCAACCUUUCACCUUCGUUCCCGGGCUUUGCCGAAUUCUCGGGCAUCGUCAGUGCCGCGGGGGCCUCCGUUGUCGGAGAAGGCCUCGUAGGGAAGCGAGUAUUUGGUGUGGCACCUUCGAAGCCAGGAAGCGUCGUCGUCUGCAAGCGUUCCCUCGUCUCCGAGCUCCCAGAGGACCUACAAUCCUCCACAGCCGCCUCUGUUGUCGGCCGUCUUGCCUUCAUCUCGUCCAUAGUCUCCAAGACUAUUUUUUCUGCUGCCGUCAAAGCUCCUCGUGUCCUCAUCCAUGCCGGCCUCUCUUCGCCCGCCGCAAUCGCCACCUACGCAUACCUCAAAUCCAAAUCCCUCGAUGUCAUGGUCACCGCGACAGACCCAUCUCUUGCUUGCAUCGAUGCUCAAGUCUACUCUUCCAACGAGUGCGAUAUCUGGUCGUUCCGCGCUCGCGAGUGGGCUUCGAAGGGCGUCGAUGUUGUGUUCAAUUUCGAUACCGAGGCUAAAGUCGCGAAGGAGUCCGUCCAGAUUCUCUCUAGCAGGGGUACACUCGUCCAAGUUGGCUGUGAUCUUCCUCGCCAGCUUCGCCGCGGUCAGAAAUAUGUUUCGGUCGAUUACGCCAGCUUGCUUGAGGACGAGGAGAUGGUCCAGUCCGCUCUGGAAGUCUUCUCUUCGGGGAUCGCGCCUGCGGUCGACACGUACGAGCUUCAGGAUCUCGCGGCCGCACACGAGAAGGCCUCUGAGCGUACGACUCAUGACCGUGCGGUGUUGUUGGAUCUGCGCAACGUCGACCCCAAGCUGUCUAUCACAAGGGGUGGUGUUAUUCGCGGCACCUCAGCAUUCGAUCCUCGCGCCUCUUAUAUCAUUAUCGGGGGUAUCGGUGGUUUGGGAGCGAGCAUUGCUCGGUGCUUGGUGGAAAAUGGCGCUCGUCACGUCGUGUUGACUUCUCGCUCCGGUGCUAACUCAUUCACAGCCGGUCGUCUCAUGCGCGAAAAGAAGAUUCUCAACUACCUAAGCGAGACUCCUGGCGUCACCAUCGACCUCGAGGCGGUCGACUGUCUUGACGCCGAUAAGACGAAGGCACUGUUCGCCAACUCUCCUCGUCGUAUUGCUGGUGUUUUCUACGUUGCGGUUCGCCUCAACGACCAGCUGUUCACCAACUUGACAACCGAGGAGGAUUGGAAGACUGUCUAUGAUGUCAAGGUCAAGGGUCUUCAUGUCUUGCUCGAGGCCGUCAACCCCAAGGACCUGGACUUCUUGGUUUUGACGAGUUCGAUGGCUACGGUCAGCGGAUCUCCAGGUCAAGCGAACUAUUCUGCUGCUCAGACAGAAAUGGAGUCGAUUGGUGCUCAUCUAUCCAACACUGUCUCUGUCACCGUGCCUCCCAUCACGGACGGUGGUGUCUUCGUACGGAGCAUGCCCGCGGGCAACGCACGCAAUGCUGCUUUAGACAAGUACAAGACGCUGGGAAUGUCCGGUAUCCGACUCGCCGAGCACUGUGUCGAUGCUAUCUGGACCUUGAACACUCCAGCCGCAAAUCCCGUGUACAUCCCUCCCAUGAACUGGAAGAAGGUCGUCGAGCUUGGUGUUCCGGAGUACCAUUUGUCCUCGCUUCGCCAUCUUCUCGUCAAGGAGACAGCCGAUGCCGCUGCCGCCAAUGCUUCCACCGAGCAGACUAUCCAGGCUGCUUGUGCGAUGGUACUCUCGCUUUCUGUCGAGGAUGUGGAGGAGAACAUUCCGCUAUCCAGCUACGGUCUUGAUUCGCUUACUUCCGUCAGGCUCAGUGGUAUCUUGAAGCAGUACUUUGACAUUACGGCGACACAGUUGCAGUUGUUGAGCAGUCAUAUGACCGUCGCAAAGCUCCAUGCUAUGCAAGACGAACAGCGCCAAGCCGCCUCCCUCUCCACCGCCCAAUCCUCCUCCGGCCCGUCAUCCACUGACGCUUCAGCAUCUACUCUCGAAGCCGAUAUGGACAAGACCGUCAUUCGUCUCAACUCUGUCACCACUGGGCGUCCUCUCUUCGUCGUUCAUGGCGCUGGCGGUGGUGUUCUUGUCAUGCAGAAGAUGGCGAGCAAGGUCAACUGUCCAUUGUAUGGUGUGCAGGACACGGCGGAUGCACCUAUCACAGGGACCUUGGAGAGGCUUUCGGAGUUCUACUUGGGGAAGAUCAGGGAAGUCCAGCCUGAAGGGCCGUACAGGAUCGGUGGUUUCUCAUUCGGUACUUGUGUGGCCCUCACGAUUGCUCAGCUCCUCCAAAAGGAAGGAGAGACUGUUGAGAUAUUGCUCAUGAUGGACGGUUCACCAACUCUGUUCCGUCGUCCCAAGUUUGUCGAGCAAACUAAAAGACGAAUCACCGAUGGGACGCUUCGUCAAGACAUCAUGGACGUCAUCAACGACAUGUCGACCAGUGGUUCCUUGGAUGAUGCCGAAGAGGUGUCGCAUCAGUUCUCCGACCACUUCCAGAAGACAACUGCUGGUGGCUCUGGUCCUAAAUGGGUUGCCCGAUUCUGCAAGGCCUACGUCGCGCAUGUUCUCAUGGGUGUUCGUGCCUCUAUGGAAACUCUCAAGCUCGAACGCUCGGGCGCACUGGCUAACCAAACUUGGCCCGCCGCCCGCACCGUCCUCGUACGUGCCUCCAAUGGCGUUGCGGCCCAAGAGGUUGCCGAGGGUGCCUCGAGGGCUUUCGAUUUGGAGGCUUGGGCUCCGGAUGUGGAGUUGCGUGAGGUUGAGGGAAGCCACUUCGGUAUUUUGAACCCGGACAGCGGGUUGAGCAGCAUUUUGAACGAGGUGUUCGUGGCUUGAACGAUUGGGGAUACUUGUGCGUGUAUGUGCGGGAGGCGGAGACGUAUUGAUACGGUUGCGAGGCUGAUGUGAAGUCGUGGUGGUAUUUGUUUCAGGACAUUGGACAUUGUUAGAUUGUACUUUUACUUCUUGGGUCGUUAUUGCUGUAUACCUUUUAUAACUCUCAUCUUGGGUCUCAUGCUUAAUUUAUUAUAUUUGCUUUUGGUCUC